AGUCCUUCCCCACUUGGGACUCAGACCUAGAGCAGCACACACAGAAACACAACCACCCACUGUAUUCAGAUUAGACUGAGAGAAGACAAAGAACCUCUACAACACACAGAAAGGAAGACAAAAGGCUGUCCAGUAUCACUCAGACCCACAGACAAACCAACGCCAAUCGGAUCUAAGAUGGUGUCGGCUGGGCUACAGAUGCUGGGCACUGCCCUGGGGAUCAUAGGCUGGAUUGGGACCAUCAUUGUUUGUGCCAUGCCCAUGUGGAGGGUCACCGCCUUCAUCGGCAGUAACAUAGUCACCUCGCAGACCUCCUGGGAGGGUAUCUGGAUGAGCUGCGUGGUCCAGAGCACGGGCCAGAUGCAGUGUAAGGUCUACGACUCCAUGCUGGCCUUGAGCUCUGACCUACAGGCCGCCAGAGCUCUGACCAUCAUUGCCAUCCUCGCCGGCAUUAUUGCCAUUCUGCUAGCCGUAGCCGGGGGCAAGUGCACCAACUGUGUGGAUAACGAGGCGGCCAAGGCUAAAGUGGGUGUGGCAUCCGGGGUGGUGUUCAUCAUUGCCGGAGUUCUGUGCCUGAUCCCUGUCUGCUGGACGGCCCACAGCAUCAUCCAGGACUUCUACAACCCGCUCCUGGUAAGCGCUCAGAAGAGGGAAUCGAAAGCUAUGGCCUCUGCCGGUCUCCAGAUUCUGGGCAUCGUCCUGGCUCUUAUCGGUUUGCUAGGGGACAUUGUCAUCUGUGUGCUCCCCAUGUGGAAGGUGACUGCUUUCAUAGGCAACAACAUUGUGACGGCGCAGAUGUUCUGGGAAGGCCUGUGGAUGAACUGCGUGACACAGAGCACGGGCCAGAUUCAGUGUAAAGUCUACGAUUCCAUGCUAGCUCUCCCUCAGGACCUCCAGGCCGCCAGAUUUCUGGUGAUCAUCUCCAUCCUCGUGGCCGUGAUCGGCAUCCUGCUCUCCAUGGCAGGCGGGAAGUGCACCAACUGCAUCGAGGACGAGGCCAAGUCCAAGGUGGCCAUCGCAUCCGGUGUGUUUUUUCUGGUCUCCGGUGUCCUCUGCCUAAUCCCAGUGUCUUGGUCCGCCAACACCGUUAUCAGGGACUUUUACAACCCACUGCUCACGGACCCGCAGAGGAGAGAGCUGGGAGCUUCACUGUUCAUCGGGUGGGGCUCUGCUGGCCUGAUGCUCAUCGGCGGUGCACUUUUCUGCUGCCAGUGUCCCCAGCGUGAGAAGAGUGGGUACUCUGCCAAAUAUUCUGCCCCUCGCUUCACUGCCAGUGGAAGGGCCCAUGUCUGACAGAAACACUUACAUUGAACAAUUUUUAUAUGGACAUUUCACGCUUGUGUAGUCUGAACGAGGGUAAAUCUGUUUCUCUUCAACACUUGACAAGGACGAUUUGAAUAUUUUAGCUUAACAGCUUCAUUGCUUUAAUAAAUUAUAUUUUAAUGCUUAUCAUUCGUUCUUGAAUUGUAACAUUUGAAGAGUUUUUAAAAAAUAGGCUAGGUCUCAUGGUAUACUUAACUUGAGUGUCAUUCACAAUCUGCUCAUGGUCUACUCCAAUAGGCCUAUUAGGCUAAAGUAUACUAAUCCCCUAAAGCAGACAAAUGUAAGUAGACAACUCAUUUGAAUGGUUGUGCAGCCUUGACAGAACCACAACGGCGACAACUUUUCGGCAUAACUUCUGUAGCUUUACUCGAUGAGCACUGCUUAAAAGUACUCAUACAGACAAAAUAUACUUGUGCACAUUAGUUUAAGUAAAACUUAAUAGUUUGCAGUCUAACAAAAAGCUGUAACAUUUUCUACUUUUUGACAAUUUGUCAGAUUGCACUAAAUUCAUUGUGAUAACAAUGUACAUCUGUCUGCUAUAAAAUUGUAUAGCUGUUCUCUAAAUCAAACGAACACGAUGUGACUGUCUUGAUUACAAAGGGUGAACUGUUGCAAUUUACCCAAACUCCUGGGUCAGUAACAGCUUUGGGUGACAUGUAAGUUUGAAUUGAGAACUUGUUUAACUUUGAGGCAGAAUUUAAA
Molecule: messenger RNA, 2025 nt
Organism: Salmo salar (Atlantic salmon)
Lineage: Eukaryota; Metazoa; Chordata; Actinopteri; Salmoniformes; Salmonidae
Product: claudin-like protein ZF-A89
Cellular component (GO): bicellular tight junction; membrane
Molecular function (GO): structural molecule activity
Source: RefSeq, a predicted model, not a curated record